Striga asiatica is the source of this 1346-nucleotide messenger RNA. The record is from the annotation of a GenBank genome assembly. Lineage: Eukaryota; Viridiplantae; Streptophyta; Magnoliopsida; Lamiales; Orobanchaceae.
AUGGGGAAGGAGGAAAUAAGAAGUGUAAUAGAAGAGGACAUGCUAUUUGAACUAAAUACCACCCAGCAGCGCCUCAAGCUCUACAACAAAGUCCCUCCCAACGGCCUUGUCCUGUACACGGGCACUAUUGUCACCGAAGAAGGGAAGGAAAAAAAAGUCACGUUCGGUUUCAUUAUCAUGGAUGGCAAUGGCACCCUCUUUGGGACAUUGAGCGGCAACACCCGUGAAAUCCUGCACAAGUUCACUGUCGACCUGCCUAAGAAGCACGGGCGUGGUGGCCAGUCUGCCACGCGUUUUCUCCGGUUGGGAGAUGAGAAGCGCCACAACUACAUGAGGAAGGCUGCUGAGCUGGCGACCCAGUUGUACAUCAAUGCCCAGACAAGCCAGCCCAACGUGGCGGGGCUCAUCCUUGCUGGCUCGGCCGAUUUCAAGACUAAGCUGAGCCAGUCGGACAUAUUUGACCCUCGACUGCAGGCCAAGAUUCUGAAUGUGGUCGACGUCGCGUACGGUGGGGAGAAUGGGUUCAAUCAGGCGAUCGAGCUCCCAGCUGAUGUUCUUUCUAAUGUCAAGUUCGUUCAGGAGAAGCGCCUGAUCAGGAAGUACUUUGAGGAGAUUGGUCAGGACACUGGCAAAUAUGUUUUCGGGGUGGAUGACACGAUGAAGGUUCUGGAGAUGGGGGCCGUCGAAACAUUAAUUGUCUGGGAGAAUCUUGAUGUGACCAGAUUCGUCCUCAAGAACACCACAACCGGCGAGAUUUUGAUUAAGAACCUGACCAAGGACCAAGCGGCUGACCAGAAGAAUUUCUGGGAUGUUGGAACGAAUGUUGAGCUGGAGGUGCAGGAGGAUAUGUUGCUGCUUGAGUGGUUUGCGAAUGAGUGCCGCAAGUUUGGGUACACUCUCGAGUUUGUGACCAACAAGUCUCAGGAGGGCUCCCAGUUUUGCCGUGGGUUUGGGGGCAUUGGGGGGAUCCUACGCUACCAGCUGGAUGUCCGGGCAUUUGAUGAACUUUCGGAUGACGUCGCGGAUGAACUUUACUCGAGGGAAACCGUGGAAGGCAUGGCGAUGCUUGCUUACUGGGGCUACUUAAUGGUCAAUGUCCGCUUAUCGUUUUACUCAAAACUUAAAUACGAUUAAGCGCUAGUGUCUAGUUUGUUUUCGUGAUUCUGUUUGCAGUUGGAGUGCAAUAUUAUAUUUCAGUGUGGUAAAUAAGCAGCGGAUAUGUUAAUCAGAUGCUUUUGCUGUGUUUAUUUGAAGUUGGGGAUGCUUUGUGUUAUUGAGAAUUUGAAACUACUUUGUUAUUGCUUUGGAUAUUUCUGAAUUAUUAUGGUGUGAUCUUGUUUUGUUGG